UAUCCAGACCUUUUUGUUCUUUUUAAGUCGUUUUGGAUCGAAAAUGAACGGAUAUUUUAGAGGAAAAUUUGUAGUUUGAUUUACUGGAAUACUUAUCUUUCUAUUGGAAAAUGGCACCUCGAAAAUGCGUCGCCGACGCACGACGGAUUUGGCGAUGGUUUUCUGGCCCACGACACCAAUUGGGACUGCUUAUUUGCAUCUUUUAUUUGGUCACCACGGUAGGUGGUCAGAUUCGUUAUUCUAUCCCAGAAGAAAUGAAGAAAGGCUCGGUGAUCGGUAAUGUGGCGCAAGAUCUUGGCUUGGAUGUGAAAAGGCUGCGUUCAGGGCGGGCCCGCAUCGUGACGGGAGAAAACGUCCAGUACACCGAGCUGAAGACAGACAAAGGGCUUCUCGUCGUUAACGACAGAAUAGACCGGGAGCAGCUUUGUGGAGAUGUGACGCCAUGUAGCUUCAGCUUUGAGGUCAUUUUAGAAAAUCCGUUAGAAUUGCACAGAAUCAUCGUUGAGGUUUUGGAUAUAAACGAUCAUGCUCCCAUCUUUGCAAAUAAUGAUAAAGCUCUCAUAUUUGAAAUAAGUGAAUCAGCUGCAGUAGGAGUGCGCUUUCCUCUGAAAAGUGCAGAGGAUGAAGAUGUAGGACAAAACGCAUUACAGAAUUACAUUUUGUCACCAAACGAUCAUUUUAUACUGAAUCAGCAUGCAAAUCCAGAUGGCAGCAAAUAUGUUGAAAUGGUGCUCCAGAAGCCUUUAGACAGAGAGCAACGUCCCCGUUUGUCUUUAAAAUUAAUUGCAGUGGAUGGAGGAACACCACAGAGGUCUGGUACAGUUAAUAUAGAAAUAAAUGUUUUAGAUGCAAAUGACAAUGAACCCAUAUUUAACCAAUCAGAAUAUAAAGCAGCUGUUAUAGAGAAUGCAGUGAAAGGAACUAGUAUAAUUACUGUAAAUGCUACAGAUGCUGACAGUGGUUCAUAUGGACAUAUCACAUAUAGUUUGUCCAAAAAGAAAGAAAGUGCGGCAGAUAUAUUUAAUAUUGAUGAAAAAACAGGCACAAUUUAUGUGUCCGGUCAACUCGAUUAUGAAAAGGACAGAAAAUAUGAAGUAAGGGUGGAAGCAAAGGAUCAAGGUGGGUUUACAGGGACCAGUAAAAUUAUAUUUGAUGUAAUUGAUGUAAAUGACAAUACUCCAAUUAUUAAUAUAAUGUCCUUUUCAAGUCCUGUGUCCGAAGAUUCGCCCCCUGGUACAACAAUAGCAAUUCUAAACAUAAAGGAUGCUGAUUCUGAGAGAAAUGGACAAAUAACAUGUUCAAUAAAUGGAAAAAUGCCUUUUAGAUUAGAGACGUCUUUAACAAAUUAUUACAAUUUAAUAUCAGAUCAAUACUUUGAUAGAGAGUCUAUGUCAGAAUAUAACAUAACAAUAACAGCCACUGAUCUCGGAACACCCCCUCUUUCUACCUCAACAAAGUUGCAUCUUAGAAUCUCAGACAUAAAUGACAAUGCACCAUUAUUUGAUAAAAACAUUUAUUCUGCUUAUGUCUCAGAGAAUAAUUCUCCGGGCAUUUCCAUAUUUGCUGUCACUGCUAGAGAUGCUGAUUGGAAUCAAAACGCGAGAAUAUCUUAUCUUUUAGAGGACACACAGAUAAGUGGCAGUCCUGUUUCUACUUAUGUUUCUUUAAAUUCUGAAACUGGCGUUCUUAGUUCUGUUCGAUCAUUUGAUUAUGAGCAAAUUAAACAACUGGACUUGGUGGUCAGAGCUCAGGAUGGAGGUUCUCCUCCUCUCAGCAGCAACGUGAGCGUUCGCAUCCUGAUUCAGGACCAGAACGACAACGCCCCCCAGGUCCUGUACCCGGUCCAGACGGGCGGCUCGGUGCUGGCUGAAAUGGUGCCUCGUUCAGCAGAUGUGGGCUAUCUGGUGACUAAAGUGGUGGCUGUUGAUGUGGACUCUGGACAGAACGCCUGGCUCUCCUAUAAAGUGCACAAAGCCACAGACAGGGCGCUGUUUGAAGUGGGCCUACACAAUGGAGAAAUAAGAACUGUCCGCCAAGUCACUGAUAAAGAUGCCGUCAAACAAAGACUGAGUGUUCUAGUGGAGGACAACGGGCAGCCCUCUCGUUCAGCUACAGUCAUUGUUAACGUGGCGGUGGCGGACAGCUUCCCUGAAGUGCUGUCAGAGUUCACUGACUUUAGCAUGCACGACAAGGAGUACAAUGACAAGCUGACUUUUUACUUAGUCUUGGCUUUGGCUGUGGUCUCCUUCCUCUUCAUCACCUGCUUGCUGCUCAUCAUAUCAGUCAAAGUGUACAGGUGGAGACAGUCUCGCGUCCUGUACCACUCCAACCUCCCUGUCAUUCCAUAUUAUCCACCACGUUACUCAGACACUUUGGGGACAGGGACUCUCCAACACGUGUACAAUUACGAGGUGUGCAGGACCACCGACUCCAGAAAAAGUGACAUGAAGAAUAUGCAAGCCAUGAGUCAAAGUUUAGUGAGUGUGGAUGGAGCUGAUGCUGAUACACCACAUGUGACCAAGCAGAUGUCAGGAAACUUUUCACAGAUGUCAACUUUGGUGAGUCAAAUAUUUUACCAUUCUUUGUCCGUUUUCCAUUUGACAACUUCCAUUGACUUAAAGAGAGUCUGUUUGUCACUACUCUCCAUGCUAUUUUUAAUAUUGUUUUUAGCAAACAUAACUCUUGAGUUAUAAAACUACCUUAAGAAAAUUGUUAGUAUAUCUAAUACCGCUAAUUAAUGUGUAUUUUGCCCACUAGCAAAUGAACGCUCAUCCAUUUUUACAGUAGGUCUAUCAAUAUUUGAAAUCAGGGACGGAUUAUUGGUGAGUAAAUGUUUGUGAAAUAAUUAACCAAAUAUGUUUAUGUCUUAUAAUAGUCACAGUUUACAGAGAUCAUUUUCAUCUUGUUUUUACUGUAGUUGUAUUAUACAUGGUGCUUGAAGUAAUUCAAAAUAUUUACUGAACAAGUACAAGUAUGGGUUUUUG
Messenger RNA from Nerophis lumbriciformis (worm pipefish), 2984 nucleotides. Lineage: Eukaryota; Metazoa; Chordata; Actinopteri; Syngnathiformes; Syngnathidae. The record is from RefSeq and is a predicted model, not a curated record.